Myxocyprinus asiaticus (Chinese sucker) is the source of this 3201-nucleotide messenger RNA. It is a transcript of the gene fundc2, whose product is annotated as fun14 domain containing 2. Gene Ontology annotation, biological process: autophagy of mitochondrion. Lineage: Eukaryota; Metazoa; Chordata; Actinopteri; Cypriniformes; Catostomidae. The coding region runs from base 2254 to 2706 and encodes 150 amino acids. The record is from RefSeq and is a predicted model, not a curated record. The transcript is spliced from 5 exons. Gene Ontology annotation, cellular component: mitochondrial outer membrane.
GAGAAAGUUUCUCCAUGAUUGCCCCAAGAACUGUUAAAACCCUUGCAACACAAACAAGAUCAGGCGAGUGAAACAGACCUAAAUACACCAGAUUAUGACAAAAUCUAUAAAACUUAUUAAAACAUGCAACACUGUUACAGAACAACAGUUCAGGCUGUGAUUUAAACAUCUGUUGGACUAGUUGAAAGUGAUACUGUGGCGGCAGUAAUGUGCUAUUUCUGUGUAUGGCUUAUGUCUGGACUGCAGCAAGGUCACUUCAUUGGCCAAGGUUACUGUCAAGGCAUAAAGCCCCGAAAGGACACUGACCGCCAACGGUUUACUGUUAAUUCUUUUAUCAACAGUCCAUUAUCCCAACUGGAUGGAGAACAAGCUCAGUGCAUAAUAGUAUUUCAAACUGCCUUUCCCAUUGUCCUAAAUAGCAUGAUUUGUAUCUGGCAGUUGUUUGACCCAAAUCAGAAAAUGAAAGUAGCCUGUGUACGUCGCUUUACCUUGUGCCAUUCAGGUAUGACACAUGGUAACUGAAUCAAUUUAUGUCAAAUGAUUUCUGACAAUUUUUGGAGAAUUAUUUGAUAAAUAUCUAGUUGUUUACAUUCUUAUUUAAGGAUUGGAACUACUAAUGGUUUGCAAACGCCUGAAGCUUAAUUUAAUUAAUGGGUGUUUCUUCACUUUUUAACAUUUUUGAAAUAAAAGAGCCAAUUCCUUUGUCUUGCUAAGGCUAAUUUCAUAGCUAAAGUUUUAUGUGUCCUACAUGCACACAAUUAAAUAAUAUUUUCACACUUUUAUGCAUAAUUUGGCAAAAUUACAGCUUGAUUGGAAAUGACACCCAAUAAAAAUAUUCUACUCAAAAGUGAUAUUUACCACAAAUUUUCUUCAUCACUUGUCUUUUAUUUCGUCUCAAGUAUGCUCUUCACUGACACUUUUGUCGACUUGGUUAAUAAGUACACUAACUUAAUAAGUAAACUAACUAAAAAAAAAAAACUUAUUAGGGUCAGAAUUGUUUAGUGUGGUGGAAAUUACAGUUGUAAUUUUUUACAAAUUGGCAGAAAUAAUUUUCACAAUAAAUUUUGAAAUUGUUUAUUCCACUUUUUGUUUAGAUUAUCAUAGUUUUACACAUGUAAUAAUUUGUGUAUUUAUAAUUUUCAUAGUUUAAUAUUGAAAGACUGGGUCUGGGACAAAUCUAUACAUUAAAGGCAUUUGCAAAGUACCAAAAAUAAAUGAUAAAGGCCUGUUUAAAAAAAGAUUUGAAGUCAGUUUUAAUGUGACCUUCAUAUAACAAAAAGAAAAAGAAGAAAAAGUAGAAAUCUGUUUGUUUUAAUGAAAAUCAACCCCUGGGACAUGAAAGUGCCUGAAGUUGAAGAAACGCUCAUUUUUUAUUACGUGGCCCUCUGGAAUACCUGAUUCUGAUUGGUCAAUCACGGCAUUCAGCUGUGAAAUAUUUCUGAAGAAUGAACUUUGUCAUUGGCAACACUGUAUUGGAAACAUAGAUUUCUUACAUGCAGUGCUUGUGUUCUGUCUCUCGUACCACUCUAAAUUAAUUUAAACUCAAAUAAAUAUUUCAUGUCCAUUUACUUAUUUAUAUUCACGUCAUCAUGAUUACCCUGUCGGGGUUUAUUUUGCAAUAGAGCACCACAGUGUCCACCCACCUUUUCAGCCAUCUUUGUUCCGGAAGUAUUUUCCCCGUUAAUUUUUUCCACAGGCUUUUCAUACAAUCCUUCAUUAAAGAGUUGUAAGCCAUGAAUCAAACCAACCAGCUCCGAGGUGAAUCACAACAUCACAAACUUUGUUGUAUGGCAAAAAAGUAUUUAAAAAGUAAAAAAAAUAAAUGCACAAGACUGUGUACUUAACAUCUUUUAUGAGGGCACGAACUACUAUCUCAUGAACCAUUGUGAAUGAUGUAAUUGAAUAAAAAAAACAAACAAUGGAAAUAAAUACAACUAUUGCUUUUAGGUUGUUGAUUAUAAGUAUAAAAACUAAUUAUGUUUACUGCAAAAUAUUCGGAUUUAAAUACAAAUAUACAAGUAGUUCGAGAGUGUAGGGAGACGAACUCGAUUGCAUCAUACACAGUGUGUUGUGGGCGGUCGCUGCUGGACUUGUUUGGCAGAAUUUGUUGGCUGCAGUUCUCUGAUUAGUGGAUCUCUUCAGAAUUAUGGGUAGUGUAGUUGUUCACCAGGAUUUCCGCUAUUAAACAUGAUUUUAAAACAAUGAAGUUGAAAUAACGCAGACUGAUGGCUUCAACAGAAGCAUAUACCAUUGAUGAACAACCUCGGAGCUCAUGACACUGAAACCUUUGAUGUAAUCGAACUGGCAGAACAUGUGAAGAAACAAAGGUGGUGGAACAAAAUGUUUGGCAAAAAUAAUUCUGGACCUGCCGCUGAGAAGUACUCGGUAGCAACACAGCUGGCCAUUGGAGGCGUGACGGGCUGGUGUGCAGGGUACUUGUUUCAGAAAGUCGGAAAACUUGCAGCAUCAGCUGUAGGUGGCGGCUUCUUUUUGCUCCAGAUUGCUCAUCAUACAGGCUAUAUUCAAGUGGACUGGAAAAGAGUGGAGCAUGAUGUGAACAAGGCCAAGAAGCAGCUGAAGCUCAAUUCAGAGAAGCCCUCCAAAGAAGUGAGAACGAAAUUUAAUGAGGUGCAGGUAUUUGUCAAGAAAAACAUUGUUCUCACAGGGGGCUUUGCAGGAGGGUUUCUGCUUGGUCUGGCUUCAUAGGAGCACUCUCCUACACAUUACUAUUAUGUCUUAUACUCCAAGGAUGCCAUUCAACAAUGUAUACAACAGAUUACAGCUUUUGAAGUGUGCGAUAUUGCAGCUUGCAUUAAAUUCAGCACUCCUUUAUCAGUCAAGCCUAAUUAAUAAGUUUAGGUAUGUAAUGAUGUGUUCAUCAGGAAAUAUAUUUAAGCAUGCUAGAAUAUAUUAAUAUAGUAUUUCAUUGGUUUUUAGACAUACAUGGUGUUCAGUUUGUACUUGACGCCCCUGCUACACUUUUGUUACCAUUUAUUUGAUCAUGUUGCUUUAUAUAUUUUGGUAUGAACCAUUUUUGAACAACCAUGAUUUUAUUUAAAUAUGAAAUAUGUAAAAAGAAAUUACACCCUUUAAAAAAAACAUAUUUAAACUUACUGUAAUGAUUCAUGGUGUGCAUUUAAAUGUUCAAAUUCAAAAUUUCUUAUUAUCUACAAUAAAUUGAAACAUCAUUUUAAAGCCCAA